CCGUUUCAAGUAUUCUCUUAGAUUAGAGUGAUCUCAGAGUCCAUUUAGAAGUACCGCCGAUCACAGCCGUUCUUCAUUGCCGCUGCCGGACGCCUCAGUUGACGUCGCCGAACACUUCCACCGAACGCCGGCCACUGCUGUUGAGUUUUCAUCUCUCUCUAACACCUCUUCUACAAUGCAGCUUACCGUUUCCUUCGGCCGCCUUCGCCGGAAUCGGAGCUUUGGAGGUUUAGAUUCUAAGCUUUGAAGGGAUUAGUGCCACUCUCCAACAAGAUAGAGGGCGUUCGAUUUGUUUUGGUUUUUCGUCUUCCUCAAGGAGUGGCGGCGGUUCCUCCAUGUUACGACAUUCGAUUUCGGUGGCUUCUGCAACUUUCAAAGCUUUGUAAUUUCCAUUAUGUCUGAAGAAGAAUGGAAGUCCCUUUUCCCAAUUGGUACCGUUUUCAAGUCUCCCCUUUUAAUCUCUGGUUCUUCCGUCAAAAAUUCAAUCGGCCCACUCGUCUUCAACCCUGUUCCAACCUCUCUUACCCGCCUCUUUUCGUCGCAGUCUUUAUUGCCUUCUCUUUCUCCUCCUUCAGUUCUCAAUCUUCCUAGAUUUCUUCUCACUUCUUCGUCAGUUGUUCCUUCAACUUCUUCCUCUGUUGCUUCACUCUUUGGUGAGCAGCAAUGCUGCAGUGAUCCACCUUCCGUUCUACGCUACAAUCGCCUCCAAUGCCUUCCAUGUCCCAAUUCCAGCAGUGUUGUUGUGUUUUUUCCCACUGGCCCUAAUUCUGACCAUGUUGGGUUCUUGGUGGUUUCUAGUAAUGGUUCAGGUUUGGACGUUCAAUCUGAUUGCAGUAAUGAUGUUUUUAGUGUUGAAAGUGAACUGAAUUAUCAGAUUUUUGGGAUUGCUGUGAACCCUAAUUCGGGUUUUGUUGAUGAUUCUUAUGAAGAUAUUGGGUUUCUGUUGGCUUAUACUAUGUAUUCUGUUGAAUGGUUUAUUGUGAAAAAUCAUGCAAUUGGUUCGAGUUGUCAGCCAAGGGUUAGUUUGGUUCAUAUGGGUAGCAAGGUUUUUAAAACAUGUUCUGUUGUUCAUGCUUGUUGGAAUCCUCAUUUGUCUGAAGAAAGUGUGGUUUUAUUGGAAGACGGUAGUUUGUUCUUGUUUGACAUGGAGCCUCUGUUAAAGACUAAAGAUUACAAUGCAAAUGUUAAUUUGAAAGGAAUCAAGUUGAAAGUUUCAUGGGAUGGUUUAGAUUGCUCGAAAAAGGUGAAGUGGUUGAGUUGUGAGUUUAGUUGGCAUCCAAGAAUCUUAAUCGUUGCACGUUCUGACGCUGUUUUUUUGGUUGAUUUAAGGGAGAAUGACUGUAAUAUUUCCUGCUUAAUGAAGAUAGAGACAUUCCCCACUUAUUCUCUGGGAGAAAAGGAACAAUUCCUUGCAUUUUCUAAAGCAGGCUCUGAUGGUUUUUAUUUCUCCAUUGCAUCAAAUCAUCUCUUACUUCUUUGUGACAUACGAAAACCACUGUCACCGGUGUUGCAAUGGACGCACGGUCUCGAUGACCCAAGCUAUAUGAAUGUUUUUAGCUUGUCUGAGUUAAGGUCUAGUCCAGGCAAUAUAAUGUAUAAAGUAGCUUCUGAGUCAGGUUAUUGCAUUGUACUGGGAUCCUUUUGGAGUAGUGAGUUUAACAUAUUUUGUUAUGGACCUUCUCCACCAGGUCUUGAUCAAUCUAUUUCUUCAAGAAGUUCAAAAUAUUUCCAGUCAUUUUAUGCGUGGGAGCGUCCUUCAAAUCUCAUAUUAUCUGGUCGAGAGUGUCCAUGCAGUAGUUGCCUUACAAAACAAGAAUCUUUGAAGGAUGCAAUUUCUGAAUGGGUAGAGUGGCAACAAAAGAAGGAAAUAGUGUUGGGCUUCAGCAUCUUGGAUAAUAAUCUCUCUCUACCAUUUACAGGACAAAAUGAAUACGGCAGUUUUACACUUAUAAGGCUUAUGUCAUCUGGGGUUCUUGAAGCACAGACUUAUCAAGCAUCUUGGAACUCAUUGAAGAAAAUAGAUGUAGUUCAUAAAGAAUCAUUGAAUCUUAACGAUUAUUUGCUAUAUGGAUGGUUGGUUGAUGAUAAAUAUAGAUUUACCAGAAGAUACAUGUACUUCAAUUUUGACUACCUAAUGGGAUAUUUAAAUGAUAAGUUAGACGAAGUUGUGGAUUCUUUCAUGAGGAAGUAUUGUAAGGAUUCUUUAUGUGAGCAAUCUUUGAGUCUCGAAGUUCACGAAGUUUUGUGUGAGAAAAUAAAAGCUUGUGGGUUUGAUCGUUUGAGGUCGACUCCAGCACUUGCUGUUGUGUUCAAUGACAUUAGUUUGCCUUCAAGUAUACAGGAGAUCGCUUUCAGAAAGUUGUGGGCAAGCUUACCCAUGGAACUUUUGCAUUUUUCCUUCUCUAGCUAUUCUGAGUUCCUUGACAACAAGAACACAGUAUCCUUUGAAUUUUUAAGUGUUCCUAGCCUUCAUCAGUUGCCUCCUUUUAUGCUAAGGGACCCAUCAAGCCGCAGUACUAAGUGGUCACAUAAGGUGCCACGAACUGAAAAUAUUGUAGGUCCAGUACUUCCUCUUCCCAUUCUGCUUGUACUUCACGAGUUUCGUAAUGGAUGUUCAAAGUUGGAAGAAGAAGAGGCAGGAAAAUUUUCAGUAGAAGCAGAAUUUCGUGAGCAAUAUGAUGAAAUUAGGUCUGCAGCUGGCGAGAUGGCUGUGUCACCUUUUGAUCCAAAGGUUGAUGAUGGUCCUGCUGUCUCUCUUGGUGAUGAUCGAGAGUAUGUUUCUGCUGAGUCUCAGAAGCCAAAGAGUUUUGUUUCAUAUAAUCCAUUUGCCUUCAAUUCCCAUACUUUGGAUAGCACACAAGGAAACUUGACUAACUGUGCCAAUGUAUUUGAUUCAUUAAUAUUCAAGUUAGGAGGAAAGGAGGCAUCCAGUGAGAAAUCUCAGAACAAUGCUAGUAGAGAACUCUACAAUGGUCUCUGCCCUGUUGAGCUGGAAUUCAACGCUCCCUUGAUGGACUUUGGGUCAAAAGAAUUGAAGGCCUAUGAUUUGUUGAAAAGGCAACUGUUGAAAUGGGAAGAUGGGUUUGAUGCAUACAAGGAAUUCCGAUCUAAGAUUUGAUGGACAUCAGUUUGCUUUGAAUCUCUAGAGCUUCAUGUAUAGAUUCUGAUAAGUUGUGAGAACAAGUGAACAGGUAUUCAUGCAAGGUACACAAUUCCUACUAAUUAGUAAUUUUUUUUAUAUCCGAAUUGUCUGGGCCAACUUAUGUGCAAUCGACUAAUCUCACGGGAAAAUCUGCUUGACCCUACAAGAUUUGGGUGUCAAGUACUACUAAUUAGUAAUUACAAAUCAUUUCUCUAGUUCUUCUGUUCUGAAGGAUUUGUUUUCACAAGUAUAUGAUGAAAACAUGUUUUCCAAAAGUGAUGAAGACUGAAGAGGAGCAAGAAAGUGUGGAGCUACCUCGACUACUACUGACUCAAGAGUUGUAGAAAAAGCUACAAUUUGGCAUCUAUAAAAGGGUGGAAACAAUGUCAAAGCGGUAGAGAUCUUUCAGAGGAUGAAGAGAGAUGGCUGCCAAGUGCCAACCUUCUACAGAUAUUUACACAAUGUUAAUAAACGUGUAUGGAAAAGUGAGCCUAAACAGUUGUGCUGGUUUUCCAUUUGGAGCUACAGAAAUAUUUUCACUCAUGCAAUAUAUGGGAUGUUAUCCAGAUAGAGCUUCAUACAACAUCAUGGUGGAUGCAUAUGGAAGAGCUGGCCUUCAUGAAGAUUGAAGAGGCGAUUGAUCAUAUUGGACGAUGUGGUAUUCAACUCACCUCCACGCUAACAUGCUGUUGUUUGUUGAUUCCACUCUUUUGGCAAUUUUCCUUUCAAUCCAUUAUUGAUUAGCAAAAGAGAAAUUAUCAGUUCCUACAAUAUAGUAAUUGUAAAGGGAAUGGAUUUGUUAAUAAGUUCAGGAAGGUUCUCCCAUCAGCGCUUUAAGGAUGUCCCUGAGAAUGCUGACAACCAUGGAAGGAGUGUAAUUUUCAGAUUGGGCUCAAAAUCAACCGGAACAGAUGUACAAUUUUGGUAAUUAAUAGGUGAUCAAGACAAGCUUAAGAAGUGGGCAGAGGCGUUUGAUUGUGAGGUGGGUUCUCUCCCUUCUUCUUACCUUGGGCUUUUGUGGGUCCUAACUUGAGAGCUACGACAUUUUGGAAUCCAAUUUGUGAGAAGAUUCAAAAGAAGCUGGCAGUGUGGUGUAAGGGUUUUUCUCUAAAGCCGGCAGAUAAACCUUGAUUAGAUCUGUGUUGAGUGGCUUUUUCAGGCCCCUACCUUGAUGUGCAAGAGAAUUGAGAAGUGUAUGAGAGUUUUUCUUUAAAAAGGGGUGAACAAAAGAACGAGAUCUCAUUUGGUUAGUUGGGCACCGUAUGGACUAGGGGUUUAGAGAUUGGUAACCUAAGAAUUUGCAACAAAGCUUUGUUGGCCAAGUGACUUUGUUGUUUCACCUUUGAACUCGAAUCCAUGUAGUGUCGGAUCAUUAGAGUAUGCAUGACACCCAUCUAUUAGAAUUUGUAGGGCCUGGCCCUUGGGGUGUUUAUGGAAAGUUUACCAUAAUUUUUUUUUUCUUUUUUUCUUAUGCCUUUGUGUAUUCUUUUUUAUCUCCUUAAUUGUACCUUUGUAAUUUAUAAAAAAAAAUAAUAAGAACAAGAUAUCAUGGUUUUUCUUCUGAUA
Molecule: messenger RNA, 4708 nt
Organism: Cucumis sativus (cucumber)
Lineage: Eukaryota; Viridiplantae; Streptophyta; Magnoliopsida; Cucurbitales; Cucurbitaceae
Exons: 7
Coding region: 395-3118 (907 amino acids)
Biological process (GO): transcription by RNA polymerase I
Cellular component (GO): fibrillar center
Molecular function (GO): RNA polymerase I core promoter sequence-specific DNA binding
Source: RefSeq, a predicted model, not a curated record